Messenger RNA from Salvelinus fontinalis (brook trout), 5559 nucleotides. RefSeq names its product BTB/POZ domain-containing protein KCTD5-like. The record is from RefSeq and is a predicted model, not a curated record. Gene Ontology annotation, biological process: proteasome-mediated ubiquitin-dependent protein catabolic process; protein homooligomerization. Lineage: Eukaryota; Metazoa; Chordata; Actinopteri; Salmoniformes; Salmonidae. The transcript is spliced from 7 exons. Gene Ontology annotation, cellular component: cytoplasm; Cul3-RING ubiquitin ligase complex. Bases 143 to 1060 code for a protein of 305 amino acids. Gene Ontology annotation, molecular function: cullin family protein binding.
GAUAGGCGGAGCUCGAGUCAAAGCAGUACACGGUUGUGGUAGAGAGGGAACAGGCGUUGUUGAAAGGGAGAGGAAGCUGAAACGGCAGUUGGUACGCAAGCUAUUGCAUUUUAACGUUGCUUGCAUCCAUUGCUAUUUCCUAAUGGCAACGGAGGAUAAAAAGAAAUCUGUGCCGCAGGCUGAAUCAGAAGUCGGUUCGUUACCGACACCUCAUGGCUACAAUAACAAUAAUAACAACAACAACAAUAAUAACAAAGAUAGCGAGGGAAGCGAGAAUACGACCACGGCCACUUCGAGCGCUACCGCAUCGAGCGGGACAGGAAAUCACAGCAUCGGGAACGGCUCUGGAGUCAACCCUACAGUGGGAAAUAACGGGAAAUGGGUCCGGUUGAACGUCGGCGGCACAGUAUUCCUCACAACGCGGCAUACCCUACUCAAAGAACAAACGUCCUUUCUCUAUCGGCUCUGUCAACAACAGGACUUACAUUCGGACACGGACGAGACAGGGGCCUAUGUGAUAGACAGAGACCCCACCUACUUCGGCCCCAUCCUUAACUACCUGCGACACGGCAAACUGGUCUACAACAAGGAGCUGGCUGAAGAAGGUGUGUUAGAGGAGGCUGAGUUCUACAACAUCACUCCUCUGAUAAAACUGAUCAAGGAGAGGAUCCUGGAGCGGGACUGUAAAGUCACACAGCAGGUGCCUCCUAAACAUGUGUACCGGGUGCUGCAGUGCCAGGAGGAGGAGCUGACCCAGAUGGUUUCCACCAUGUCAGACGGCUGGAAGUUUGAGCAGGUCAGCGUGCGCACCUGCAGAAAGCCCCGCACCGGACUGCUCUGGACUAUGGUAAACAUUGGUUCGUCAUAUAGCUAUGGGACAGAGGACCAGGCAGAGUUUCUGUGUGUGGUGUCCAAGGAGCUACACACACCUGGCUCAGGCCUGGGCACCGAACAGAGCCACAAGACCAAGGCUUCAGAGGUGCAGCAGGAGAAAGGAGCGCAGGAUGAGGUGGAGGGAGGAGAGAGAAAUACCACCCCGAAUGAGUGGAUAAGGGAAUGACAGUCUUGUGUCAGUGUUCCAAAGACGUGAAUGGCUUUUUCAGAUCCAUGGAUCACGGAUGUACUAGAGAGAAUUGUACUUUUGUAGCUUGACAUUUAAUUUUGUGUUUGUUGACAUAUGUUUUAUCGUUGUUGUUGCUUUUAGAAGAAAAAUAACAGAAGUGCUCAAACAUUAUUUUGAAAGAUUAUCGAAGUGUCCCUCUCACCAGCAGCGAAACGCCAAUAUUUCAAAGUGUGUAGAGACGGAUAUAUGUUUAAUGUUUUUAAUUUAUUAUCAUUAUCAUUUUUUUAUGUAUUUUAGUUCCAAUCACCACUUAAGCCAUGGAAGUUAGUGAAUCUUAGUAAAAUAGAUUUGACCAAAGACAAUGAUUAAAAGCACUGCAAAUCAAUGUGCUCAUCCAAAUGUGAAAAAUGGUUUGAAAUUUACAUGAAAUAUGUGGAAUCUGUAAGUAAAUAAGUAAAUUAGUAAAUAAGUAAAUUGUUGUUGUUUGCACUAGUUCUGACUUGUCUGAUGCUUGAUACAGUAGUGAGACCUGGGCCUGAGCCAGUGAUGUGGCAAUGUCCUGUCUCUGAUACUGCUCUGCUGCAGUAGAGAUUGACAGUGAGACUCACACAGAAAGACAGACAUAUGUCAACUAACUGGCCACAGUCAGCACCACAAAAAACUCUUCCUCCUUACACACACUCCCUUACGCUCUCUCACAGACACGCACACACACAGUCUUGUAUAAUUAACUUUGUUCGGGCACACAAUUCAGUCCCAUUCAAAAUCCUAUUUUUCCUAAACUUAAGUAUAGUUAAACACGGGUACACACACUCACUCACUCACUCACUGACUCACUCACUCACUCACUCACUCACUCACUCACUCACUCACUCACUCACUCACGCACUCACUCACUCACUCCUUCACUCACACACACAUACCCAUAGCAGUGCUUCCUGUCGGGACAUGUGUGUUCCCUGAGGCAUGUGCAUGCUCAGCAGAGCAGAGCUCUCAGCCUGUCGCCCUUGCCUGGCUCCAGUGUGACUCUAGGCCCUGGCAGGAUAAAGAAGAGAAAGGUGCUGAAAGAGGUCUGUGUCUGAAGUGGCACCUUAUUCCCUACAUAAUGCACUACUCUGGUCAAAGGUACUGCACUAUAUAUGGAAUAGGGUGCCAUUUUGGAUGCAACCCUGUUCUCUGCUCAUGUUGUAAUGACAGGCCCUUGCACCCUUAGGCCAGGAUGUUGUCAUUAAUACUUUUAGCUAGGACUAUGGCACAAAUAUUGUUAAAGAAUUUCAUGUUUUUGUAUGUAUUUCACUGUAAAUGAGUAGAAAGGAGGUAAGAUAAGACCUUGUCAAAGGCAUCAGCACUUAGAACAGAAAAUUGUUGCAACUGAAUUAGAAGGUUUUGGCACUGGCCAUUAUCACCUCCGAGCCCCUGCAGCCCAAUACUGUCACAGUCCGUAGAGACAGCCUGUCUCUGCAACCUUCAAAUACUGCAAAUAUACUCAUUCUAGUCUCUGCAUGUCAACAUACCCACAGAUCACCAUUUGAGUUGAUUUCAUUUAAAAGCUUUCAUGGGGGCAAUAUUGUGUUUUUGUGCAUGUGCGUUGUGAAUAUAAUGUUUGGCUUUGGUCAUCAAAAAAGCAUAGCAUAUGGAUUAAGAUCACUUAAUUGGUCAAUUGCACACAAGGUCCAACCAACAUUUGACAUCUGCUUUUAACCCAACUCAUCCAAAGCAUACAUAUACAGUUUUUUUUAGAGCAGUGUGUGGGCGCUGCCAAACUGCGCUGUUGUUUUGGGGGGUUAAGUGCCUUGCUCAAAGUCAGGCAGUGGCAUCUAGGAAUUGAUACCAGCAACCCUCAUGUUGCCAGCUCACUUCGCACAAGACUUUUGCCGUCGGACACACUUCAAGUUGCUGGCUCGCCUCCCUAACUGUUAGGCUACCUCUCUAACCGCGAGGCUUGGGUGCCUUGGUUUCAAGCGAACACAAUAUAGGCAUGUACAAAGUCUCUGGGAAAAUUUGUUUGAGUCGGUCAAUGGCUGCAAAAUUACUAUAAUACAUUUCUUUUGUACAUGUGUUUUGGUUAUUUAUUUUCAUGACAUUUUAAUUGCAUGUUUUUUUCAGUAUCAUGAUUAUUGCUGUAAAAUAUUUUUUACAACCAAGCUUAUCUUGUUUUUCUCCUGUUUUUAAGUAUCAUUGUUUAUGUAUUCCAUGUCUAGCCAUGUGCCUGGCAUUGACCUCAUGUUUUGGUGGUUUUGCAUCAGAAGAUGUCCCCCUUAAUGAGACUACUCUAGUUUGUAGCCUUAGCUCAAACUGUUUGUGCUUUUCCAAGACAUCAGAACUUGAGCUGAAAACCUGGUAUUCCUCAGCAUGUUAAAAAAAAAAAAAAAAAAUGUUCUACUCAUCCAUGAGCAUGACAGAUUUUAUCUAUUUAUAUAUAUAUAUAUACGUGUAUGUAUACAGUACCAGUCAAAAGUUUGGACACCUACUCAUUCAAGGGUUUUUCUUUAUUUUUACUAUUUUCAACAUUGUUGAAUAAUAGUGAAGACAUCGAAACUAUGAAAUAACAUAUAUAUGGAAUCAUGUAGUAACCAAAAAAAUGUUAAACAAAUCAAAAUAUAUAUUUCAGAUUUUAUAUUUCAGAUUCUUCAAAGUAGCCUUGAUGACAGCUUUGCACACUCUUGGCAUUCUCUCAAUCAGCUUCACCUGGAAUGCUUUUCCAACAGUCUUGAAGGAGUUCCCACAUAUGCUGAGCACUUGUUGGCUGCUUUUCCUUCACUUUGCGGUCCAAAUCAUCCCAAACCAUCUCAAUUUGGUUGAGGUUUGGGUGAUUGUGGAGGCCAGGUCAUCUGAUGCAGCACUCAUCCCUCUCCUUCUUCGUCAAAUAGUCCUUACACAGCCUGGAGGUGUGUUGGGUCAUUGUCCUGUUGAAAAACAAAUGAUAGUCCCAUUAAGCUCAAACCAGAUGGGAUGGUGUAUCUUCUGCAGAAUGCUGUGGUAGCCAUGCUGGUUAAGUGUGCCUUGAAUUUUAAAUAAAUCACUGACUGUGUCACCAGCAAAGCACCCCCGCACCAUCACACCUCGGCCUCCAUGCUUCACAGUGGGAACCACACGUGCAGAGAUCAUCCGUUCACCGACUCUGCGUCUCACAAAGACACGGCAAUUGGAACCAAAGAUCUCAAAUUUGGACUCAUCAGACCAAAAGACAGAUUUCCACCGAUCUAAUGUCCAUUGUUCAUGUUUCUUGGCCCAAGCAACUCUCUUCUUGUUAUUGGUGUCCUUUAGUAGUGGUUUCCAGCAAUUCCACCAUAAAGGCCUGAUUCACACAGUCUCCUCUGAACAGUUGAUGUUGAGAUGUGUCUGUUACUUGAAUUCUGUGAAGCAUUUAUUUGGGCUGCAAUUUCAGAUGCUGGUAACUCUAAUGAACUUAUUGUCUGCAGCAGAGGUAACUCUGGGUCUUCCUUUCCUAUGGCGGUCCUCAUGAGAGCCAGUUUCAUCAUAACGCUUGAAGGUUUUUGGGAAGUGUUCUGCAUUGACUGACCUUCAUGUCUUAAAGUAAUGAUGGACUGUCGUUUCUCUUUGCUAAUUUGAGUUGUUCUUGCCAUAAUAUGGACUUGGUCUUUUACCAAAUAGGUCUAUCUUCUGUAUACCACCCCUACCUUGUCACAACACAACUGAUUGGCUCAAAUGCAUUAAGAAGGAUAGUUUUAACAAGGUAAACCUGUCAAUUGAAAUGCAUUCCAGGUGACUAAUUAAUGAAGUUGGUUGAGAGAAUGCCAAGAGUGUGCAAAGCUGUCAUCAAGGCAAAGGGUGGCUACUUUGAAGAAUCUCAAAUAUAAAAUAUAUUUUGAUUUGUUUAACACGUUUUUGGUUACUAUAUGAUUCCAUAUGUGUUAUUUCAUAGUUUUAAUGUCUUCACUAUUAUUCUACAAUGUAGACCAUAGUACAAAUAAAGAAAAACCCUUGAACGAGUAAGUUAGGUUUGUACCAACUUUUGUCUGGUACUAUAUAUGGGUUUCACUGUAGUUAAUCUCAUUAACUUGUUCCCGGACAAUAGAUCAGAACUGAUUUUUUUUUUAUUGGGCAUCUAAUGCUGUUACAAUAGCCAGGGUUGAUUUGCUUUACAAUACAUUAUCUUUAUACAUAUGUUUUUUAUGGGUAUAACAGUAAUAGCAGUCAUGCUAUAUUCUUGUUAAAAAAAAUAAUCUAAACAAUGUAAAUAUGUGUUAGACAAUUGUGCAUAAUCAUUUAUAAUUCACUGUAGAAAAUCAGUGAGAACUUCCUUCCUACCCCCUUUAACGAAAACUUCAAUGUGCUCAGAUACACCCCCAUAAGUUCUCAGACAUCAGUGACAUGGGAAUUGUAAUGCCUCAAUAUACUGUAACAGGCUCAAUGAAACAUGGGUCAAUGUUUUCAGUCCCGUCAAGUAGUAUUAUUAUUUGUAACAUGCUGUACAGGAAUGAUUCCAACAACUGUAAAAUAUAAUCACAUAAAUAAAUACAGUUUCAAUGUCA